AACAGCCACCCAAUUUCCUUUCCCUUACAGCUUUAACCCUGAUCUUGUUAUGACAACCUUUUGAUUCUCACCUCUCUGGGCCACAUUGCCCAUGUGCUCUCCCAUCAAUUACACCUUCAUCUCCUCUCUCUCUCUCUCCUCUUACCUAUGCAUUGCUUCUUGAACUGUUGAAGAACUCUAUUUCAUAGAACCUUGCAUCUCUCUCUCUCUCUCCCCCUCUGUGCGUGUGUGUGUGAAGAUGGAGAAGAGAGCUUGUCUCAGUUGCAAGCUUUUACUUGUUUUACUUUCUGGGUUUUCUUCAAUCUUUGUCAUUGUCAACUCUCAAGCUACCCCAAGUGAAGAUGUUGCAGUUAUGCUUGAUCUCAAGAAAAGCCUCAAUGUACCUGAUUCUCUUGGAUGGUCUGACCCGGAUCCCUGUAACUGGAACCAUGUUGGCUGUUCUGAUGAAAAACGAAUCACCCGGAUCCAAGUUGGUCGACAAAAUCUUCUAGGUACACUUCCUUCAAAUCUCCAAAACCUUACUCAACUAGAGCGUUUAGAGCUCCAAUGGAACAACAUCUCGGGUCCUCUUCCUAGUUUAAGCGGGUUAAGCUCACUGCAGGUUAUAAUGCUAACUGGGAAUCGGUUUACUUCGAUUCCUAGUGAUUUCUUCUCUGGUUUAUCCUCUCUUCAGGCUGUGGAGAUUGAUAGUAAUCCAUUUUCCUCCUGGGUAAUCCCUGAAAGUAUUAAAAACGCUUCUGCUUUGCAGAAUUUCUCCGCAAAUUCGGCCAACAUCUCUGGGUCAAUACCAGAUUUUUUUGGCUCAGAUGCUUUUCCGGGUCUAACCAUUCUGCAUUUGGCCUUCAAUAAGCUUGAAGGCGAGUUGCCUGCGAGCUUUGCGGGGUCACAAAUCCAGUCUUUGUGGCUAAAUGGACAGAUGAGUGAAGCCAAGCUUACUGGCAGAGUUGAUGUUAUACAGAACAUGACUUCGGUGAAGGAUGUUUGGUUACAUUCUAACGCGUUCACGGGUCCUUUACCGGACUUUACGGGUUUGAAAGAUUUGCAGGUCUUGAGUGUAAGGGAUAAUUCAUUCACGGGCCCAGUUCCUAUGUCAUUGAUAAAUCUCGAGUCCUUAAGUGUAGUGAAUUUGACGAAUAAUUUAUUUCAAGGGCCUAUGCCGGAGUUCAAGAGCUCAGUCUUUGUUGAUAUGACUAAGGAUUCAAACAGUUUUUGUUUGCCAAGUCCUGGGGAUUGCGAUUCCAGGGUUAACACGUUGCUUCUGAUUGUGAAAUCCAUGGGUUACCCACGAAGGUUCGCUCAGAGUUGGAAGGGGAAUGAUCCUUGUGCAGAUUGGAUUGGAAUUACUUGUAUUCAAGGGAACAUUACUGUUGUAAACUUUCAGAAAAUGGGCCUCACAGGAACCAUUUCCCCGGAGUUUUCUUCACUUAAGUCCUUGCAAAGAUUGGUUCUUGAUGAUAAUAAUCUUACAGGUUCCAUUCCGGAGGAGCUUACUACUCUGCCUGCGCUUAAGGAACUUGACGUGUCAAACAAUUUACUUUCUGGGAAAAUUCCACUUUUCAAGAGUAAUGUGAUGUUGAAUACUAAAGGUAAUCCAGAUAUAGGGAAGGAAGUUAGCAGUUCUACAUCUCCAGGUUCACCAUCAACUGUACCCUCAGCAAAUGCAGGUUCUGGAAGUGGUGGUGACUCUGGAAACAGCGGCAAGAAAUCUUCUAAAAUGACUGGAGUGAUUGUGUUCUCUGUUAUUGGAGGUGUACUUUUGAUACUCUUGAUUGGCUUGUUGAGUCUCUGCCUAUACAAGAAGAAACAGAAGCGGUUUAGCAGAGUACAGAGCCCAAAUGCAAUGGUGAUCCAUCCUCGACAUUCCGGAUCUGAUAAUGAGAGUGUAAAGAUUACAGUUGCCGGCUCAAGUGUUAGCGUGGGUGCACUUAGCGAGACGCAUACUAUUCCUGCAAGUGAGCAAGGUGAUAUUCAAAUGGUUGAAGCAGGAAACAUGGUCAUUUCUAUUCAAGUGUUAAGGAAUGUUACCAACAAUUUCAGUGAGGAUAAUAUAUUGGGCCAAGGCGGUUUCGGAGUGGUCUACAAAGGUGAAUUGCACGAUGGUACAAAGAUAGCUGUUAAGAGAAUGGAAUCUGGGGCCAUAAGUGGGAAGGGACUAACAGAGUUCAAGUCUGAGAUUGCUGUUCUGACCAAGGUUAGGCAUCGGCAUCUUGUUGCUCUUCUUGGCUACUGCUUGGAUGGUAAUGAGAAGCUCCUUGUUUAUGAAUUUAUGCCACAAGGGACACUCAGUAGGCAUCUUUUCAACUGGGCAGAUGAAGGACUAAAACCCCUGGCGUGGACGAAGAGGUUGACUAUAGCUUUGGAUGUUGCUAGGGGUGUUGAGUAUCUUCAUGGUUUGGCACAUCAAAGUUUUAUACAUAGGGACUUGAAACCCUCAAACAUUCUUCUUGGGGAUGACAUGAGGGCCAAGGUUGCAGAUUUUGGUCUUGUACGUCUUGCACCGGAGGGUAAAGGCUCAAUUGAAACACGAAUUGCUGGAACUUUCGGAUACUUGGCCCCAGAAUAUGCAGUUACUGGUCGGGUGACGACUAAAGUGGAUGUUUUCAGUUUUGGGGUGAUAUUGAUGGAGAUUAUAACAGGUAGAAAAGCUCUCGACGAUAGCCAGCCUGAGGAGAGCAUGCAUCUUGUAACUUGGUUCCGCAGAAUGCACCUCAACAAGGACUCCUUCCGUAAGGCCAUUGACCCCACGAUCGACCUAGAUGAGGAAACACUUGCCAGCAUCAGCACUGUGGCAGAGUUGGCAGGCCACUGCUGUGCAAGGGAGCCAUAUCAAAGACCUGAUAUGGGACAUGCUGUGAAUGUAUUGUCUUCCCUUGUGGAGCUCUGGAAACCAACUGACCAAAAUCCUGAAGACAUAUAUGGCAUUGAUCUUGAAAUGUCCUUGCCACAAGUACUUCAGAAAUGGCAAGCCUUUGAAGGUAGGAGCAACUUGGAGUCUUCAUCUUCUUCACUUCUCCCCAGCUUAGACAAUACUCAGACCAGUAUACCCACACGUCCUUACGGGUUCGCUGAGUCAUUUACUUCAGCAGAUGGAAGAUAAGUGUGGUAGUUGUAAAUGAUUGUGGGUUUCUAUGUUCAUUCUAUUUGCUCUUUUUUUGCUGUUUUAUUUUGAAAAGUUUCCCUGACUUGUAGUUGUUUCAUGUUUUAGCCAUCUUCCCUUAUGGCCAUUUAUCAUUCUUAGAAUUGUAGUUUGAAUUAAUGUUCUUCACAUUUUAAAGGUUUUGAAAAUGCAUUGAGAUGUGGUUUUCAAGAGUUCUCAA
This is a messenger RNA of Manihot esculenta (cassava), 3317 nucleotides long. RefSeq names its product receptor protein kinase TMK1. Lineage: Eukaryota; Viridiplantae; Streptophyta; Magnoliopsida; Malpighiales; Euphorbiaceae. The record is from RefSeq and is a predicted model, not a curated record. Gene Ontology annotation, molecular function: protein binding; ATP binding; protein kinase activity. The transcript is spliced from 2 exons. Gene Ontology annotation, biological process: protein phosphorylation. The coding region runs from base 239 to 3097 and encodes 952 amino acids.